Molecule: messenger RNA, 3444 nt
Organism: Saccharomyces cerevisiae S288C
Lineage: Eukaryota; Fungi; Ascomycota; Saccharomycetes; Saccharomycetales; Saccharomycetaceae
Gene: KIN2
Product: serine/threonine protein kinase KIN2
Exons: 1
Coding region: 1-3444 (1147 amino acids)
Biological process (GO): positive regulation of IRE1-mediated unfolded protein response; positive regulation of exocytosis
Cellular component (GO): cytoplasm; cell periphery; plasma membrane
Molecular function (GO): ATP binding; protein kinase activity; protein serine kinase activity
Source: RefSeq, marked reviewed
AUGCCUAAUCCGAAUACAGCAGAUUACUUGGUGAAUCCAAAUUUCAGGACCAGUAAGGGCGGAUCUUUAUCGCCGACGCCAGAAGCUUUCAACGACACGCGAGUUGCUGCACCAGCCACUCUUCGCAUGAUGGGCAAGCAAUCUGGACCAAGAAAUGACCAGCAACAAGCACCACUGAUGCCUCCUGCAGAUAUCAAACAGGGCAAGGAACAGGCAGCUCAGAGACAAAAUGAUGCAUCGAGGCCUAAUGGCGCCGUGGAAUUAAGGCAAUUUCAUAGAAGAUCUUUGGGAGAUUGGGAGUUCCUUGAAACGGUUGGCGCAGGCUCUAUGGGUAAAGUUAAAUUGGUCAAGCAUCGUCAAACAAAGGAAAUUUGUGUAAUAAAGAUUGUUAAUAGGGCUUCCAAGGCUUAUCUCCAUAAACAGCACUCUUUACCUUCCCCAAAGAAUGAGAGUGAGAUAUUAGAAAGACAAAAGCGGUUAGAAAAAGAAAUUGCGAGGGAUAAAAGGACUGUUAGGGAAGCCUCUUUGGGCCAAAUCCUUUACCAUCCUCAUAUCUGUCGUUUAUUUGAAAUGUGCACUAUGUCAAACCAUUUUUAUAUGCUUUUUGAAUACGUUUCCGGUGGACAGCUGUUAGAUUAUAUUAUUCAGCAUGGCUCAUUAAAGGAACACCAUGCGAGGAAAUUUGCCAGAGGUAUAGCUAGUGCGCUGCAAUACUUACAUGCCAAUAAUAUUGUUCAUCGAGAUCUGAAAAUUGAGAAUAUAAUGAUAUCUAGUUCAGGUGAAAUUAAGAUCAUUGAUUUUGGUCUUUCCAACAUUUUUGAUUAUAGGAAACAAUUACAUACGUUUUGUGGUUCCUUGUACUUUGCAGCACCAGAACUAUUAAAAGCGCAGCCAUACACAGGACCUGAGGUAGAUAUUUGGUCGUUUGGUAUUGUUCUUUAUGUCUUGGUCUGCGGUAAAGUACCAUUUGAUGAUGAGAACUCAAGCAUUUUACAUGAAAAAAUAAAAAAAGGUAAAGUAGACUAUCCUUCACACUUAUCCAUUGAAGUUAUAUCUUUAUUAACCAGGAUGAUUGUUGUCGACCCAUUAAGAAGAGCAACAUUAAAGAAUGUCGUUGAGCAUCCAUGGAUGAACAGAGGAUACGAUUUUAAGGCUCCAUCAUAUGUUCCUAAUCGUGUUCCAUUAACCCCUGAAAUGAUAGAUAGCCAAGUUCUGAAGGAAAUGUAUCGCCUAGAAUUUAUUGACGAUAUUGAAGAUACAAGAAGAUCAUUGAUCCGAUUAGUAACUGAAAAGGAAUACAUCCAACUUUCCCAAGAAUACUGGGACAAAUUAUCCAACGCCAAGGGGUUGAGUUCAAGUUUAAAUAAUAACUACCUAAAUUCAACGGCACAACAAACCUUAAUACAAAAUCAUAUUACAAGUAAUCCAUCGCAAAGUGGUUAUAAUGAACCAGAUAGUAAUUUUGAAGAUCCUACUUUAGCAUAUCAUCCAUUACUAUCAAUAUAUCACUUGGUUUCAGAAAUGGUUGCACGGAAAUUAGCGAAGUUGCAAAGAAGGCAAGCAUUGGCCCUGCAAGCGCAAGCUCAGCAAAGGCAACAACAGCAACAAGUAGCACUUGGCACUAAGGUCGCCUUAAAUAAUAACUCCCCGGAUAUUAUGACCAAAAUGAGGAGCCCUCAGAAAGAAGUAGUACCUAAUCCUGGUAUUUUUCAAGUGCCGGCAAUUGGAACAUCGGGAACCUCAAACAACACUAAUACCUCAAACAAACCUCCACUGCAUGUAAUGGUUCCUCCUAAACUAACAAUACCGGAACAAGCGCAUACUUCUCCAACAUCUAGGAAGAGUUCCGACAUUCAUACGGAAUUAAAUGGUGUUUUGAAAUCAACACCAGUCCCCGUGUCUGGCGAAUAUCAGCAACGUUCUGCUUCACCCGUAGUAGGUGAACAUCAGGAAAAGAAUACAAUAGGCGGCAUAUUCAGAAGAAUAUCACAAAGUGGACAAUCUCAGCAUCCCACACGGCAACAGGAACCUCUUCCAGAAAGAGAACCUCCAACAUAUAUGUCAAAAUCAAAUGAAAUUUCCAUCAAAGUACCGAAAAGCCAUAGUCGUACUAUAUCAGAUUAUAUUCCUAGCGCUAGAAGAUAUCCAUCUUACGUGCCAAAUUCUGUUGAUGUAAAACAGAAACCCGCUAAAAACACUACCAUAGCACCUCCUAUAAGGUCAGUAUCACAAAAGCAAAACAGUGAUCUUCCAGCUUUACCUCAGAACGCCGAACUAAUUGUUCAAAAACAACGGCAAAAACUAUUACAGGAAAAUCUCGACAAAUUACAAAUUAAUGAUAAUGAUAACAACAAUGUGAACGCUGUAGUCGAUGGUAUCAAUAAUGAUAAUAGUGACCAUUAUCUCUCCGUUCCGAAGGGUCGUAAGUUACAUCCUAGUGCAAGGGCUAAAUCGGUGGGGCAUGCUCGUCGUGAAUCUUUGAAAUUUACUAGGCCGCCUAUACCAGCAGCCCUUCCGCCAUCAGAUAUGACAAACGAUAACGGCUUUUUGGGAGAGGCAAACAAGGAGAGAUACAAUCCUGUUAGCAGUAACUUUUCGACCGUUCCUGAAGAUUCUACCACAUACAGUAACGAUACUAACAAUAGACUGACUUCGGUGUAUUCUCAGGAGCUUACUGAGAAGCAAAUUUUGGAGGAAGCUUCAAAGGCACCCCCCGGGUCUAUGCCAUCAAUUGAUUAUCCAAAGUCAAUGUUUUUGAAGGGUUUUUUCUCUGUACAAACAACCUCCUCUAAACCAUUGCCUAUUGUUCGUCACAAUAUCAUAUCUGUUUUAACAAGAAUGAAUAUUGAUUUCAAAGAAGUGAAAGGCGGGUUCAUAUGUGUCCAACAAAGGCCAUCUAUUGAGACUGCAGCUGUCCCUGUUAUAACCACUACUGGCGUGGGUUUGGAUUCCGGAAAGGCGAUGGAUCUGCAAAAUAGUUUAGACAGUCAAUUAUCAUCCAGUUACCAUAGUACAGCGUCCUCAGCAUCAAGAAAUAGUUCGAUAAAACGCCAAGGUUCUUAUAAGAGGGGCCAGAAUAAUAUACCACUAACACCUUUAGCGACCAAUACACAUCAAAGAAAUUCAUCUAUCCCAAUGUCUCCAAACUACGGAAACCAAAGUAAUGGUACAUCAGGGGAACUAUCUUCCAUGUCAUUAGAUUAUGUUCAACAACAGGAUGAUAUUUUAACAACAUCAAGAGCCCAAAAUAUAAAUAACGUAAAUGGUCAAACAGAGCAAACCAAUACUUCUGGUAUAAAAGAAAGGCCUCCUAUUAAAUUUGAGAUUCACAUUGUAAAGGUUCGUAUCGUCGGCCUAGCAGGUGUACAUUUCAAAAAGGUUUCUGGUAAUACGUGGCUAUAUAAAGAAUUGGCAUCGUAUAUUUUAAAAGAAUUAAACCUAUAG